Molecule: messenger RNA, 3783 nt
Organism: Lutzomyia longipalpis
Lineage: Eukaryota; Metazoa; Arthropoda; Insecta; Diptera; Psychodidae
Gene: HDAC6
Product: histone deacetylase 6
Exons: 10
Coding region: 298-3483 (1061 amino acids)
Biological process (GO): chromatin organization
Cellular component (GO): histone deacetylase complex
Molecular function (GO): histone deacetylase activity; zinc ion binding
Source: RefSeq, a predicted model, not a curated record
AGAAGGUGUUGCCUUACUCUUAAUUUUUUGUGUUGUGUUGUGUUUUCUUUUUCACAACCAAAGAAAGAAAUUGCAAAAUAUCCAGUGGGUGUGUUGUUUUUUGCAUUUGCCACCUUCGCGAGAUCAGAUAGUAGCUCCUCAGCAGUGCCUCAUUGUUGCCCAAAAGUCCAUGGCAGUGCGUUGGAGCCGUCGCGGAGGGAAUAACUGUGCUCGCGCGUAAUGAAAUAUUAAUGAAGUGCGUGGGAUCUUGACGUGCCACCACUGUGUUUCCGGAAAGCGUGAGAAAGAGGCAAAAACAUGAGCUCUCCGGCGGUGACACGAAGAGCCGCACAGAAGGCGAAGAUUCAGACGAGAUCAAUGGCGAAUCCACGACCAAGUAGCUCAGCACUGAUGGAAGCAAAAAAGCGCGCUCGCCAGAAGAUCUCGAGCAGUGAGAAGCGAAGCAGCGACGUUCAGACACUCAGGGAUCCCUACCAGACAGCCAUGGAGGCUACACAGAUGAUUCGCGGGGCAACAGGACUGAUCUACGACCGCCAAAUGGCGCAGCACAAAUGUCUCUGGGAUGAGAACUACCCGGAAUGUCCAGCUAGGUUGACAAGUGUCCUGGACAGGUGCCAAGAAUUAAAACUCAUGGAUCGAUGCAUGAAAAUCGAACCAAAAUCCGCAACAAAGGAGCAAAUCCUCCUGAAACACACCGAGGAACACUACGAAACCCUCAAGAGGACCAGUGGUUCAACGGAUGAAGCCUCCCUGGAGGAUUUGAGCUCCCGCUAUGACGCAAUUUACAUCCAUCCGACAACAUUUGAAUUGUCGCUGUUGUGUGUGGGCAGUACCGUGGAGCUGGUGAAUGCUGUUGCCGAGGGUCGAGUACAGAAUGGCAUGGCGAUAAUUCGACCACCUGGGCAUCAUGCGAUGAAGGCGGAAUUCAAUGGGUACUGCUUUUUCAACAAUGUCGCAAUAGCUGCAGAGGAAAUCCUCCGUCGGGGUAACACUGAGCGCAUUCUAAUUGUCGACUGGGACAUCCAUCAUGGUCAGGGCACACAGCGGAUGUUCUACGAUGACCCACGGGUGCUCUACUUCUCCAUCCAUCGCUACGAACAUGGGGAGUUUUGGCCCAAUUUGCGGGAGUCUGACUUCGAUUGGGUGGGCGAGAGUGCUGGUAGGGGAUUCAAUUUCAAUUUGCCACUCAAUCACACCGGCAUGACCGACGCCGACUACUUGGCCAUCUUCCAGCAGGUCCUCCUACCCGUGGCCACAGAGUUUCAACCACAACUUGUGAUAAUCUCCGCCGGAUACGACGCAGCCCUUGGAUGCCCAGAGGGUGAAAUGGAGGUGACUCCGGCAUGCUAUGCACACUUCCUGUCACCCCUAAUGUCGCUGGCGAGUGGAAAGGUUGCAGUGAUCCUCGAAGGUGGCUACUGCCUUCGAUCGUUAGCCGAGGGAGCUGCUCUCACGUUAAGAACCCUCCUUGGGGAUCCUUGUCCAAAUCUCACACCUCUGGCUGCUCCAUGCGAAAGCGUUCAGGAGACCAUCCUCAAUUGCAUUUCCGUGCAGAGGGCAUACUGGAAAUGUUUGCAGAUUCAUCGAACGUAUGGGCUGGAGGAGGUGAAUAAUAUUAAUCCCCCACGGGAGCUGCACCAAGUCACGACGCUGUUCAAGGGUCCAUUGGUGCGCGCGGAGAGAUUUGAGACACGCAAUUGCUACCCUGUGCAGGAUCAGGAGUGCGUACGGAGGAAUGAUGAGCGUUUGCAGCGUCUCGAAAUGACGACAAAUCUCAGGGUUGCCCCGAAGAGGGUUUGCUUUGUCUACGAUGACGCCAUGACGGAGCACAAGAAUGACUUUGAGGUGCAUCCUGAAUGUCCGGCGAGGAUAACGAAGAUUUGGGAGCGUUUUGGGGAAUAUGGAACAGUUGAGAGGAUGCACCGGGUGGCCAGUCGACAUGCCACACUCGAAGAGCUUGAACUUGUGCACUCACCUGAGCACGUGAGGUUGAUGAAGGAGUCCGUUGAACGGAAGGAUUUGAAGGCAUUUGGGGAAAGGUACAACUCCGUGUACUUCCACAGUUCUACGUGGACGUGUGCUACCCUUGCAGCUGGUAGUGUGCUUCAGGUGGUGGAUGAGGUGGUAAAUGGGAAUUCCCAGAGUGGGAUUUGUGUUGUCCGACCACCGGGACAUCAUGCUGAAUCAGAUCUUCCGCAUGGCUUUUGUAUUUUCAACAAUAUCGCCGUGGCAGCCGAGUAUGCCGUUCAAGUUCACGGCCUUCGACGUAUUCUCAUUGUUGACUGGGACGUACAUCAUGGGAAUGGGACACAGCAUAUCUUUGAGAAUCGUCGAGAUGUGCUCUAUGUGUCACUUCAUCGCUUUGAUCAUGGGAAUUUCUUCCCAAAGGGCAGAGAUGGGGAUUAUGGGGAGGUGGGCAGUGGACCCGGGGAGGGGUUCAAUGUGAAUAUCCCGUGGAAUCGGAAGGGGAUGGGUGAUGCAGAAUACGCAGCAGCUUUUCACAGCAUCAUCAUGCCCAUUGCGUAUGAAUUUAAUCCGGAAUUGGUGUUGGUGUCGGCUGGCUUCGAUGCUGCAAUUGGAGAUCCCCUGGGUGGGUGCAAAGUUUCCCCCGAGGCCUAUGGGCACUUUACACACUGGCUGGCAUCCCUGGCGAAUGGGCGGCUUAUCAUUUGCCUCGAGGGUGGAUACAAUGUCAAUUCCAUUUCAUACGCAAUGACCAUGUGUUCAAAGGCACUUCUCGGUGACCCACUGCCACCAUUGGAUGGAUGCAGACGGGAAUUGAAUGGAAGUUGCGUGGAGACAAUACGAAAUGUGGUGUCGGUGCAGAAGAAGUACUGGAAGUGCUUGAAGUUUAGCAAGAAAGUGCCCAAUUUUGUGUGUGGCGACGUGGGUGGUGGCCUCAGUGACAUGGUGCAGGGGAUGAAGAUUGAAGAUGAGCCGUGUGAUAGUGACAGUACAAAUGAGCGAAGCAGUGGAGCGGGAAAGGAGGUGGAAGAACCACAUCCGGGCCCGUCGAGUUCGCGUGGUGAGGUGAAGAAAGACCAUCAAUCACUGAGUGAUUACUUGGCGGAAAAUGCCAUCGCCUUGGCCAAUGAGGAAAUGUUUGCCGUGGUGCCUCUGAAAAAUUGCCCACAUCUCGCAAUGCUGGAUCCAUCUCAGGCACCAAGCGAAAUCAAUACGUGGGCCCCGUGCGGAGAGUGUGCGAGCCCAACGGAAAAUUGGAUUUGCCUACACUGCUUCCGGACACUCUGUGGUCGCUAUGUGGGUGAACAUAUGCUCUACCAUCAUCUAGACACGGAGCAUCCACUCACGCUGAGUUUUAGCGAUUUGUCCGUGUGGUGCUACAAAUGUGAGUCCUACAUUGAUAAUCCUGUGCUCUACAAGUACAAAAAUAUGGCACAUAUGUGCAAAUUUAAUGGUGAAGAAAUGGUCUGGCCCUACGGCAGGGAUGAACUGCAUUUAUCAGUUGACCACGAAAACUGAUACUUCGCACAUUUUCGAAAAAUUAAAACUACAAUUCAUGAAUUAUUUUUCCUAACAAUCAAAUAACUUUUAAAGCAUAAUUUUUUUACCUAAUUCCUAAAAAAAAAAUCCUUAAACAUUUUUUUUACUAAAAAAAAAACAAUCGAAUUUAACUUUGAGCACGUUAGAAUAAAAACCUAGCACAGAAUGAUUUGAAAGGUGUCGAAAAAAUAUUUUUUCAACCCGAGACGAAGAGAAGCAUUGAAGAUUGACAAUACUCAAUGGUAAAAAAAAAUCAUGAAAUAAAAAGGGAAAUUGAAA